AUGUUCUCUAAGUCGCCAUACCGUCAUAUCCCCUUCUUCCCGCAAACACCUGCUGGAUUCAGGAUGUUGAACCCCUCGAAGAAGCCUUACUUUCUUCAUUCCAUUUUUUCGCGUCGUCCUUCACCGUCCGUCGACUCCCCUUCGAGUAGCCCUGCCCGCGAGCCAAAUGCACCUGCAUUCUUUGACUGCAACGCACCUCCUACACAGGGCCUUCCGCACAUCUUCCAGCCCGCCUCAGCCAAUACCGCCCGUGUAGGUCGUCCACCCAAGAAGGCUACUGUUCCAAAGGUCUUCAAGAAGAGCGCGCCCACCAAGGCUUUCCCCAGUCAAAUGAUCCACCCGCGCCGCAAACACUGGCACAAGCGCUUCACUUACCAUCUUACAGUCACUCGUCCAGGACUCCGUCGCAAAGGCCCCCGGUUCUGCAACCCAGCAAAGCUCAGGCGCCAAAAAGCAGUGGCGGCUCUCAACAACCUCGAAAAUGUCGCUCUCAAGACUAUGCAAGCUGGUGGUAUGACCGCCGAAGAUCGUAUUUUCCUCAAGCAGCUUGAGGAGCUCCGCCUUGAUCAGCGGCGCAGGCACACGCUUGGAGAUGCUAGAGAGUUGGAGCACGCGGAGCGCGACCGCCAAGCUGCCCUCCGAUUGGAGGAGAACGCACGGAGGCAGAAGGAAGAGGAGGAAUCCACCGUUGCAGGAGAACGCCAACGGCAGGAGGAGGAGAAGCGUCGACAAGAGGAGGCCAGACGCAGACAGGAAGAAGCUAAGCGUCGUGCAGAGGAACUGGUGCGUCUUCGUGAGCAGCGCGAGCGCGAGCUCCAGGCCAAACGAGAGGCUUUCCGUAAAGCCCAGGAGGAAGCUGAACGCCGGGCCCGUGAGCAAGCAGAGCAGCGCCUUCGUGAAGAAGCUCAACGGCGAGAGAGGCAGCGCCAAGAAGAACUUCGUCGCAACAAAGCUCAAGCGGAUCUCGUCGCUUUUUUCCAGCUCUACGACGCAAAGUGGCAAGAGCUCAAACUGAGCCAGAAGUUGACUUCAGUCAUGCUCUGCGAGAUGCCGUGGCCCACCUUUCAGCAAGGCUGUGCAUCCCCCGAUGAUAUCUCCCGCUGCAGCGUGGAGGAAUUCAUCUUCCACCCCCUCCGCCCAGGGAUGGAGACCAAGUCGCGCAAGGACCGACUGAAGUUUGACUCGAACAUCGUGCGCAAGUUGCGGGAGUGCGAUAGGGAAAAGGCGAGCGAAAUUGCGGGAGCACUGGCUAGAAUACUGACGAACAUGAUGGCUGAAGAGAUUCAGAAAGAGACGGAUCAAUAG
Molecule: messenger RNA, 1305 nt
Organism: Suillus subalutaceus
Lineage: Eukaryota; Fungi; Basidiomycota; Agaricomycetes; Boletales; Suillaceae
Exons: 3
Coding region: 1-1305 (434 amino acids)
Source: RefSeq, a predicted model, not a curated record